AUGUCAACCAGUCCGGAAUCAAACACCCUCAAAAAGGUCUCGAGCAUCGACAAUGCUCAUGGCGAGCACGUCGAGGACUUCAUCGACACGGUCGAGAUCAGCCUCAACCCCGCCGAGGAUGUCUCGUACGGCCGCGGCGGUGUCCGCGGCCUCUUUGACUCCCCCUUUGUUGGUGGCGCCGCCCUCCUGGCGUCCUUGGGAGGGUUUUCUUUUGGCUAUGAUCAAGGCGUCAUCUCCAUCAUCAAUGUGAUGGAGCAAUUCCAUGCUGUCUUCCCCGACGCGGCCACGCCCUUCGGUAAGGGCUUCAUGACGGGCAUGCUUGAGUUUGGUGCUUUUCUCGGCUGCCUUUUCAUGCCGACCCUCGCCGAUAAGAUCUCACGAAAGCGGGCGUUGACUGUUGUCGUGGUGAUUUUCAACAUCGGUGCUAUUAUGCAGACUGCGGCCCGGUCUUAUGGAGUGUUAGUUGCCGGCCGCACUAUCGGCGGUAUUGGAGUGGGAACGUUGGCAAUGGGAUCGCCAAUCUACAUCUCCGAAAUUGCCCCGCCGAAUCUGCGAGGCACUCUCCUCGUCCUCGAAUCCAUCUCCAUCGUUACCGGCGUCGUUAUCAGCUUCUUCAUCACGUACGGCACUCGUCACAUGACCGGAGAGGUAUCUUUCCGUCUUCCCCUCGGUCUGCAGAUGGUCUGCUCAACCCUGCUUGGCAUUGGCAUCAACUUCUACCCCUAUUCCCCGCGUUGGCUCGCCCUAGUCAACCGACCACAGGAAGCACUACAGUCGCUCAGCCGCCUCCGCCGCCUUCCUGCAGAUGACCACCGCGUCCAGGCCGAGCACAGAGGUAUUGUUUCUGAAGUAGAGGUCCAGAAGAUCGUACAGGAGCGCAACCAUCCCGGGAAGAGCUUCAUCGGCCUCGAAUUCGCCGGCUGGUGCGAUCUCUUCAGCAAGAAGCUCUGGCGCCGCACCGCAGUCGCGCUCGGGAUCGCUUUCUUCCAACAAUUCAGUGGUAUCAAUGCGUUCAUUUACUACGCUCCUACGCUGUUUCAAUCCCUGGGACAGUCCGAGGAGAUGUCCCUCAUCAUGUCCGGCGUCUUCAACAUCCUACAGCUCGUUGCGGUGGCGGCAUGCUUCUUCAUCAUCGAUAAAGUGGGCCGCCGGCCGCUCGCAAUCUUCGGAGGAAUCGGAGGCGGUACGGCCUGGGCCAUUAUGGCUAUCCUCACGGGGGUCUACUCCAAAGACUGGGCCGCGAACCCCGGGGCCGGUUGGGGAGCGGUUGCCAUGGCCUUCCUCUUCGUUCUGCUCUACGGCAUCUCCUACUCUCCCCUGGGCUGGAUUCUCGCCGCGGAGGUCUACCCGAACUCCCACCGAUCAAAGGGUGUUGCCCUAGGCACUGCCACCGUCUGGUUGUGCAACUUUAUUGUCGGUGUGGCGACGCCGCCUAUGAUUGACCAACUUGGCUUCGGCACCUACGUCUUCUUCGGCGCUUGGUGCUUCCUCGCUUCCGUGUGGGCCUUCUACUUGGUCCCGGAGACUAAGGGAAAGACUCUGGAGCAGAUGGACGAGGUCUUUAAGGAUACCUCUGCUCAGGAGGAGAAGGAGAUUAUCAGGCAGCAGAUUGCCGCUUCCCGCGGGCUAUCACGGGGUGGUAUGGAGAGCACAAAGCUCUCCGUUUGA
Messenger RNA from Colletotrichum karsti, 1668 nucleotides. RefSeq lists its product as uncharacterized. Gene Ontology annotation, molecular function: carbohydrate:proton symporter activity. The record is from RefSeq and is a predicted model, not a curated record. The transcript is spliced from 2 exons. NCBI's taxonomy places the organism in Eukaryota, Fungi, Ascomycota, Sordariomycetes, Glomerellales, Glomerellaceae. Gene Ontology annotation, cellular component: membrane. The coding region runs from base 1 to 1668 and encodes 555 amino acids. Gene Ontology annotation, biological process: transmembrane transport; carbohydrate transport.